Cyphomyrmex costatus is the source of this 1261-nucleotide messenger RNA. Its product is annotated as leucine-rich repeat-containing protein 58. Gene Ontology annotation, molecular function: protein binding. The coding region runs from base 191 to 1237 and encodes 348 amino acids. Gene Ontology annotation, cellular component: cytoplasm. NCBI's taxonomy places the organism in Eukaryota, Metazoa, Arthropoda, Insecta, Hymenoptera, Formicidae. The record is from RefSeq and is a predicted model, not a curated record. The transcript is spliced from 5 exons.
UGCGGUCGCGAUUCGUGUACCGCCUAUUUCCGUGUGGUUAAUCGCCGUUCUAUUUGCGCUGCUCAUAAAAUUCGCUUGUUCGAGAUUUACGCAUUGUGACACGAAUUGUGUUUUCAAGAAGUGUUAACUAACGGAAGAUUGCCAACGGCAUUGUCUUCUUCGUGAAGCUAAAACAAGUAAUAAAACAGUCAUGGAGAAUUACACAUCAGACUCCAGUGACUCGGAUUCUACCUUGAGGACAUUGGACCUGUCCUAUCUGUUACUCGACAACGAAGUAUUAGACAAGCAAUUCCUCAAUACCAAAAGCCCAGAGCAAGUGGAUACCUUAUUGUUGAGUCAAAAUCUUCUCACAACUCUACCUGCCAGUAUCAGUAGAUUCAUCAAUCUGAAUUUUCUCGAUAUCUCGAACUGUGGCCUCACCAGCUUACCAGAUUUUUGGACGAAUUGUCCUUUGACUUGUUUGAUUGCGAAACACAAUAACAUAACUAAUGAUGGAUUGGCGAAAGAUUUUGAAAAUCUUGUUAAUUUGAGGGAACUCAAUCUAAGUGGCAAUAGACUCACAGAAUUUCCUAAUCAAAUUUUUGAUCUACCUGGAUUAAAAUAUCUUUAUCUAGGUGGCAAUCGUAUCAGCGAAAUUGCCAAGGACAUCUGGAAAUUGCAAGGAUUGCGAGUUUUGUCAAUGGGAAACAACAGAUUGACAGAGGUACCGUCCACCCUUGGUCAACUGAAGACUCUACAGGCUCUCAUACUUUGUGAUAACAUGCUAGAGAGUCUGCCAAACUCGAUAGCCAAUUUAAUGAACUUGAAAACUCUGUCGCUUCACAAGAACAGAAUACGAACAUUACCUACUGAGAUAAUAACAUUAAAAUGCCUCACAGAGUUGUCUUUACGAGACAAUCCGUUGGUGGUGAGAUUCGUAUCUGAUAUGACACACAAUCCACCAUCGUUAUUGGAGCUAGCAGCACGUAUCAUCAAGUCCAGUGAUAUUCGCUACGAUAAUGAAAGUAUACCGCAUAACUUAGUACAGUACCUCAAUAGUGCCCACAGCUGUGUCAAUCCUAAAUGCAAAGGUGUUUUCUUUAAUAAUCGUGUGGAGCACAUUAAAUUUGUUGAUUUCUGCGGCAAAUAUCGCUUACCAUUAUUGCAAUACUUAUGUAGCAGCAAGUGCAUCGAGCCUCGCGACAACAAUGAGGAGCCUGUUAGUGGUGCCAUGAUCAGAAAAGUUCUUCUCGGCUAGUGAUAUUUUAAAAACAUAUUUCUG